AUGCCUAAUACCGGUCCUGCCAGCUCUAUUCCCGAAAGAUUAAACUCAGACGCUACAAGAGAAUUUCUCAGCCAGUAUGGUGCGCCGGGUUCCGACCCGUUCGAGUAUGGAAGUGUCGAUUUCAUGCAACCUGUUCGAGACGGAGACAAAGAUACAGUGGCCAGGUUUAUCGAGAAAACAGACCAGUUCAACCCAUUCUUUGUGUGCGAUAUGGAUGAUGCACUAUCGGAAGCUGCAGCACAUGGCCACGAAGAUAUAGUGCGACUGUUGCUUGAUGAAGGUGUGACACUUGACUCACUCAAGCUGUGUGACCGCUGGGAUGAGGAUAUAACCCGGAGUAAGGGAACAGGUGGAUGGAGGUGUGAAUGCAGAGGGACGGCGCUACAGGAGGCUUCAAACACAGGGGGUGAAAGCCUGGUUUCACUCUUGUUGGAGCGUGGGGCCAACGUGAAUUUUGAGCCGGUCCCCCAUCAAGGAGCAACAGCUUUAGGGGGCGCGGCUAGAGGUGGGCACGCCAGGGUCGUAGCAAGUCUGUUGGCUGCAGGCGCAGAUGUCAACGCCAAACCCGCCGGAGAGGGUAGGACGGCGUUGCAGGCCUCGGCUGAAGGAGGGCAUGCGGAGAUCGUAGCGAUUCUAUUGGCUACAGGUGCUGUUGUCAAUGCCGAACCUGCUCGAUAUGGUGGUAGAACAGCACUACAGGCCGCGGCGGAGGGUGGGUAUGCGCUGAUCGUAAAGAGUUUGUUGGUGGCAGGCGCUAAUGUCAAUGCCGAACCUGGUGAAAAUGAUGGUAAAACAGCGCUGGAGGCUGCGGCGGAGGGUGGGCAUGCGGCGAUCGUAGAGAGUCUGUUGGCAGCAGGCGCUGAUGUCAACGCUAAACCUGGUGGAAACGAUGGCAGAACAGCGCUGCAGGCCGCGGCGGAGGGUGGGCAUGCGGCGAUCGUAAAGAGUCUGUUGGCAGCAGGCGCUGAUGUCAACGCCAAACCUGGUGGAAAUGAUGGUAGAACAGCAUUGCAGGCCGCGGCUGAGGGUGGGCAUGCCGCAAUCGUAAAGAGGCUGUUGGCGGCAGGGGCUGAUGUCAAUGACGAACCUGGUGAAAAUGAUGGUAGAACAGCAUUGCAGGCCGCGGCUGAGGGUGGGCACUCGGCGAUCGUGGCGAGACUUUUGGCUGCAAGCGCUGAUAUCAAUGCCGAACCGGCUCGAUAUGGUGGUAGAACAGCGCUGCAGGCCGCGGCGGAGGGUGGGCAUGCGGUAAUCGUAGAGCAUCUACUAGCGGCAGGCGCUGAUGUCAAUGCCAAACCUGCGCAAAAUGAUGGUAGGACUGCGCUGCAGAUUGCGGCGGAGGGUGGGCAUGCGGCGAUCGUAAAGAGUCUGUUGGCAGCAGGCGCUGAUGUCAACGCCAAACCUGGUGGAAAUGAUGGUAGAACAGCAUUGCAGGCCGCGGCUGAGGGUGGGCAUGCCGCAAUCGUAAAGAGGCUGUUGGCGGCAGGGGCUGAUGUCAAUGACGAACCUGGUGAAAAUGAUGGUAGAACAGCAUUGCAGGCCGCGGCUGAGGGUGGGCACUCGGCGAUCGUGGCGAGACUUUUGGCUGCAAGCGCUGAUAUCAAUGCCGAACCGGCUCGAUAUGGUGGUAGAACAGCGCUGCAGGCCGCGGCGGAGGGUGGGCAUGCGGUAAUCGUAGAGCAUCUACUAGCGGCAGGCGCUGAUGUCAAUGCCAAACCUGCGCAAAAUGAUGGUAGGACUGCGCUGCAGAUUGCGGCGGAGGGUGGGCAUGCGGCGAUCGUAAAGAGUCUGUUGGCAGCAGGCGCUGAUGUCAAUGCUAAACCUGCGCAAAACGAUGGUAGACCAGCGUUGCAGGCCGCGGCGGAGGGUGGGCAUGCGGUAAUCGUAGAGCAACUACUAGCGGCAGGCGCUGAUAUCAAUGCCGAACCGGCUCGAUAUGGUGGUAGAACAGCGCUGCAGGCAGCGGCUGAGGGUGGGCAUGCGGCGAUCGUAGAGGGUCUGUUGGCGGCAGGCGCUAAUGUCAACGCCAAACCUGCGCAAAAGGAUGGCAGAACAGCGCUCCAGGCCGCGGCGGGGGGUGGGCAUGCGGAGGUGGUAGGGGCUCUGUUGGCGGCAGGCGCUGAUGUGAAAGCAAAACCUGGUGGAAAUGAUGGUAGAACAGCGCUACAGGCCGCGGCUGAGGGUGGGCAUGCGGCGAUCAUAGAGAUUCUAUUAGCUGCAGGCGCUGAUGUCAAUGCCGGACCGGCACUCUAUGACGGUAGAACAGCGCUGCAGGCCGCGUCUGAAGGAGGGCAUGCGGCGAUCGUAGCGAGUCUGGUGACUGCAGGCGCAGAUAUCAACGCCGCACCCGCCGGACGUGGUGGUAGAACAGCGCUACAGGCCGCGGCUGAGGGUGGGCAUGCGGUGAUCGUAGAGAUUCUGGUGGCUGCAGGCGCAGAUGUGAACCCCUCUCCCUCAGGUGGUGCCGGUGCCACUGCUCUACUGGCGGCAAUCAGGUGGGGGGAUGUGAAGAUUGUAGCUAGUCUCCUGUCACUAGGAUUAAGGAACGGGUAUGUUGAAGAUCCUGGCGCUUUGCCUAACACGGGUUCACUUGUCCAGCAGAUUUCAGCGCCCAAGGAUACCCUCUCAGCUAUUAAUACAGACCAUCUAAUCUCAAACGUUACAAAACCUAAAAUCCUUCAGUUCUUACUACAGGCAGGUAUAAGCACCUCUGUCCUAUCUAAAGAGGGCUCAAGUCCUUUGCACUAUGCCGUGAAGCAAAGGAACAUUCGGUCCAUCGCACUUCUCCUACUCUCUGGGGUCGACACAAAUAUACGCGAUCAGGAUAAUCUUACCCCUUUCGAUCUUUUACGAGGAAGUGAGAGAUUCUUUCGACCGCAAUGUUUACGAAUAUUCCUCUGGCUAGGCUGCGAGACCAGAGGUCGUCCAAUCCAAUUAUGGCAUCAGGAAUAUAACCAAUACGCACGGAAGUGUUUCUUAACACUGACCGCCCGACCAAUUCCUCAUCCAAGCUGGAUUUCUCCACUUUCCGAGGGACAGCCACAUCCUGCUGCCGGUGGUGAUCAGCUUCAGUCAGGUAAAUUACAAAAGACGUCAAUUCAAAUCACAUCUUUCGACACGCUGCCUAGCGUAGAAUGGGAGGGUCAUAGGAGUCUUCAUCAUUCAGGAAGGGAUAUUCAAGAAAUAUUGCGGAACCCUAGGCAGAUAGUUGUGGCUACCGAGGAGAGACGGUUCUACGCGCUGGGAGAUGUUGGGGCAGGAGGGGGGGUAAUAUGGCGGAACCGGCCUUCCCUCUCAUCUGAAAAUGGAUACCACCGCCCAUUUUUAACCUGCUCUGUAUCUUUUGAUUACUUGCUCCAAAUUGCUGGACAGGAGGCGAAACCGAACGAAAUGGGCAACGCGUUCAAAGUAGCCGCAGCGAAAAGUACAAUAAACUGGACUAUGCGAAAGAGGGCCCCAGAACCGAAUCAAGAGUUCACACCUAUACUACGGACAAUAGAUUUCGUCAGUACAUUAGACAUCGGGUGGGUGCCAGAUGACGCUGUUGAUUUCUUCAACGCCUUCAUGGUUGAUUUACACAAGAAAUGGAGGGUGCUCCUUGAGGAAGCAGACACUCACCUUGAUCACAGCAGACGGAUACUUUUAAAGAAGCAGGGGAAGAGUGCGGGGUUUAUUGAAAUCCUCCUGCUAGAUGCUCAAACAUGGAGUGACUCUCGAUCUCUGUUGCAGACCCAGGUGCGCAGUGCUAGGGACAUCUUAACAGACUUUCGCGAAACAAAAUAUCUUCAAGAUGAGAUUGUCGACCCUCCCGUAUCAUUUGAUAAUUUAUCAGUAACGAUCGACAGAUUGGAAGAGGAAGUGCUUAAGGAGAUUAAGGAUUUAGAUGACAAAACGCAGAAGAUGAUCGAACUUGAGUUCAAUCUAGUCUCGAUCUAUGAAAGUCGUACUUCAAAAGAGAUGGGUAUGAGCAUGAAGCGACUGAGCUGGAUCACGUUCAUUUUCCUGCCUUUGAUGUUUGUUGCGUCAUUGUUUGGGAUGAACGUAGACAUCAUAAGCGGUGGGCCCAAAUGGACGUGGGUGAUCGUCCUCGCGAUUUCCCUGUUUACCGUUGUCAUCCUAGUCUGGAGCUUAUUGAAGCGCUUCCCGGUCGAUGAAUGGAUCCGAGAGCAUAGAGAACAGGCAAAUAGCGCAAAGCUCAAGGGGAAUACCCAACCUAAGUGGUACGGAUGGGGUUUCUGGCGGAAGGAAGCAUGCGAGCAUGAUUUGGAAUUGGGAGAAACGUUCCAGUUUACCCGCCCCCAGAGGCGAUGGACCAUGAAGUUGAAAGAUCAUUAG
Morchella importuna is the source of this 4335-nucleotide messenger RNA. RefSeq lists its product as uncharacterized. Gene Ontology annotation, biological process: transmembrane transport; metal ion transport. The coding region runs from base 1 to 4335 and encodes 1444 amino acids. Gene Ontology annotation, molecular function: protein binding; metal ion transmembrane transporter activity. NCBI's taxonomy places the organism in Eukaryota, Fungi, Ascomycota, Pezizomycetes, Pezizales, Morchellaceae. The transcript is spliced from 10 exons. The record is from RefSeq and is a predicted model, not a curated record. Gene Ontology annotation, cellular component: membrane.